UUGCAGUGUUGUUUUUUCACCAUUUCAUGUCUAGCUUAGCUAUGCCUGCCAAAAGCUUAACCACAGAUCAAUCUGCUCUUCUUCAAUUCAAAACACAUAUCACUUCCGAUCCUUACCGUGUGUUGGCGUCUAAUUGGUCCAUUUCUAAUCCAGUCUGCCGAUGGGUUGGAAUUUCUUGUGAUGCUCGCCAUGGAAGAGUCAAAACCUUGAAUCUUUCAUCAAUGGAUCUUGGAGGCACCAUUCCUCCGCACCUAGGUAAUCUCUCAUUCCUUGUGAAUCUUGACCUUGGUGACAAUAAUUUCCAUGGUCAUCUGCCCAAUGAACUGGGACAAUUACGCCGAUUGAGAGGCUUUUAUAUCGGCAACAAUAAAAUAAGUGGAGUUGUUCCAACAUGGAUUGAUAGCUUAUCUAAAAUCCACUUUUUGUAUCUUUAUAAUAACAGUUUUACCGGUACCAUCUCACAUUCUCUCUUCAAUUUAACAACGCUAGAGGUCUUAAGACUACAAGGCAAUAAUAUCGAAGGAAAUGUACCAUCAGAGAUUGGGAAGCUCACCAAUUUGAAAAUUUUCCACAUGGCAAGAAACCACCUUUCGGGCACCAUACCUUGGAGUAGCAUGGGCAACAUUUCCUCAUUACAAAGUCUUAGUUUAACCAACAAUAGCUUGUCUGGCAGUCUGCCUGAUGAUAUUUGCAAUCAUCUUCCAAACCUUGAAUCACUUACUUUAUCCCUCAAUAGACUUUCCGGCCAGCUUCCGACGAGUUUAGGUGAUUGCAGCAAGCUUCAUACAUUGUCAUUGUCACAUAAUAAAUUCACAGGACACAUACUACAAACUGUUGGAAAUUUGAGUGAGCUUAUCCUUUUGUAUCUUAAUGACAACAACCUAGCAGGUGAAAUUCCGCGGGAGAUUUACAACUUGCAAGGUCUACAGUCUCUAGCUCUCGGUUCCAAUAGUUUAACUGCUGGUCUCCUCCCGUCAAGUAUCUUCAAUAUUUCUUCUUUGGAGUUAAUUCAUCUUGGCAACAGUGGCCUAAUCGGUAGUCUCCCAACGGAUAUCUGCAAUCAUCUUCCAGCACUUCGGCACCUUAGACUUUCUCGUAAUAUGAUCAGCGGCACUAUUCCAAAGAAUAUCAACAACUGUACUUCCCUAGAAUUUUUUUGUCUGGAUGAAAAUCGCCUGACAGGUGAAAUUCCAGACGAGAUUGGGAAUUUGCAGAGUCUACGACACUUGGCCCUAGGUUCCAAUGGCUUAACUGGUAUAAUUCCAACAUCAAUCUUCAAUAUUUCAACCAUAGAAGAAAUUGAUCUAUCCCUGAAUAACCUUUCGGGCUGUCUACCAUCAAGCUUUGGCCAAUGGCUUCCGAACCUCGUGCGUCUUACCAUAGGGCGCAAUAAACUUACUGGAACAAUCCCCAACUCCAUCUCCAAUGCUUCCAAACUCACUUUCGUAAGUCUAGGCGAAAACUCAUUUUCUGGCCUUAUUCCAAAUACAUUUGGCAACUUGAGACUCCUUAAAUUGCUUAGCCUUGCGGGAAAUAACUUGACCACUGAAUCACCCACUACAGAAUGGAGUUUUCUCUCUUCUUUGACAAAUUGCAGAGAACUUGAAAUUCUUUACUUAGAUUGUAAUCCAUUGUAUGGCGUCCUUCCCCUUUCAAUUUGGAAUAUAUCUGCAAAUCUUGAAUAUUUUGAAGCAAGGAAUUGCAGAAUCAAGGGCAGCAUUCCUGUAGAAAUUGGUAACUUGCAUAGCUUGUUGGUUUUAGACCUUUCGAUGAAUGCUUGAAUGGAUCUAUUCCAGCAACUGUGGGAAGAUUACCCAACCUCCAAGGUCUAGACCUCAGAAAUAACAAUUUGCAGGGAUCCAUUCCAUAUGAGCUUUGUAACUUAGAGAAUUUCUAUGAAUUAUACUUA
Molecule: messenger RNA, 1909 nt
Organism: Pistacia vera
Lineage: Eukaryota; Viridiplantae; Streptophyta; Magnoliopsida; Sapindales; Anacardiaceae
Product: LRR receptor-like serine/threonine-protein kinase FLS2
Exons: 4
Coding region: 27-1781 (584 amino acids)
Molecular function (GO): protein binding
Source: RefSeq, a predicted model, not a curated record